Galeopterus variegatus (Sunda flying lemur) is the source of this 1607-nucleotide messenger RNA. Its product is annotated as zinc finger protein 717-like. Gene Ontology annotation, biological process: regulation of DNA-templated transcription. NCBI's taxonomy places the organism in Eukaryota, Metazoa, Chordata, Mammalia, Dermoptera, Cynocephalidae. The record is from RefSeq and is a predicted model, not a curated record. Bases 489 to 1607 code for a protein of 372 amino acids. The transcript is spliced from 4 exons.
UAUAUUUUCUCAUUCUUUCUUGUGCCACCCUAUAUUGAACUUGAUGCUAAAUUAUUUCAACUCACACUUUUUUUUCAGGUAAGUAUUUAUACUUAUGUCUUCAUACUAUAUCAUAGAUCCCUUGGAAGAGUAGAAUUUUAUUCAUCCUUUUAUCUGUAGCAAGAAUGAUGGUCUAGAUAUGUAAAGUGACUUUGUAGUAGAGUUUUUUUUGUAAUUAAUAAUUUAUCACACUUGCAUAAUCUUCCUGUUGUGAUUUUUCUUUCUUCUACCAUAUGGGAUACUGUACCUGUUGUAAGAUACAUAUGUACAUGCACCCACGGAGUUAUGAACUUCCAGAUUUCCAUUUUGUGAACCAGGUCUGGUGACUUGAGUUGAGGAGAAAAUUGCUGUUACAGGGGCUAGUGUCUUUUGAGGAUGUUGCUGUGGACUUCACAUGGGAGGAGUGGCAGGACCUUGAUGGUGGUCAGAGGACUUUGUACUGGAAUGUGAUGCUGGAGACCUACAGCAACCUGGUGUCAUUGGGGUACUCCAUUACCAAACCUGAAGUGAUCUUCAAGUUGGAGCAAGAAGCAGAACAAUGGACAAUAGACUCCCAAAACCAGAGUCUACAAGAUGUUCAGAUAGUUGAAGUUCUAAUUACAAAAAGCCAAGAACGUCAUGAUACACAUUUGCAGGAUGUUGUAAUUACCAACAGCAAUACAUCAACUGAGGAGAAAAUUGAAAUAGAACAAGCAUUUCAUUUGCGCUCAAACCAUAUUUCAAGUUCAGUUAUAAAUAGUGAAAAGUAUUUAGGAAUGAGGUGUAAAGAGUUCAAUGUAUGUUGGAAUGCACUUCCUCCUAGAGAGGCUGAUUGGAUGCAUGCUGGAGAGAAAUCUGGUGAAGGUAAUAUAACUGGGAAAUUGUGGCGAUAUUGUGAGCAUCUGAAUCAUCAUUCCAAGAUUCAUGCUCAGCAGCAGGCUUUUGAAUAUAGUGGACAAUGGAAAUCCUUCAACACAGCGCCAAUAUUAUUGGAACAGAAGAAAGUGUAUAUCGGUGAGAUGUCCUGUAAAUUUGAUUAUGGGAAAGUCUUUCAUAAGUCAGUUGUUCUUGCCAAAGAGAUAAUUCCGGUAUCAGAGAAAUCUUCUCAGUUUGACAUAUGUUGGAGAAAGUUCUAUGAAAAUUAUGAACUCACUGAACAGGAGGAAAUACACACAGAAGAGAAACCCUAUAAAUAUAGUGAAUGUGAUAAAUCAUUCAUGAAGAAAUUCCCCCUUACAAUCCAUAAGAGAACACAUACAGGGGAGAAGCUAUAUGUGUGUAAUGAAUGUGGGAAAACCUUUCACAAGUCCUCAAACCUCUGCAAGCAUCAGAGAAUUCACACAGGUGAGAGACCAUAUGAAUGUAGCGAAUGUGGAAAAACCUUUCAUGAGAAGUCAAACCUCAACAUGCAUAAGAGAAUUCACACAGGUGAGAAACCAUAUGAAUGUAAAAAAUGUAAGAAAGCUUUCAGCCAGCAAUCACACCUCAGUGUACAUGACAGAUCUCACACAGGUGAAAAACCAUAUGAAUGUAAAAAAUGUAAGAAAGCUUUCCGGCAGAAGUCACACCUCAAGAAUUCACACGGGUGA